UCUCCUUGGGCACCGAGAACCGCGUUAAUCAACGCUACGCGAAACCCGAACGUAGCCAUCUUUUUCAAGUCCAAUCAGAUUACAAGGGGGAGGGGGGGAUUCCGAUAUCGCGGGAUUCGCGGGCGGAGGAGACGAUCUAUCAUGGCCGACGCGACGCUUCGAUCGCGAUCGAGAACGUACGUGUCUCGUGAAGCCCGCGUGUCCGCGUAUGGCCUCGAGUGCGUGGCUCCCGUGCGCUCCGCGUGUUUCGUGUAAUCGCGCGACUCACGUCGCGCAUCCAGGGCGUCGGUUGUCUCGCUACACACCAGCAGUUGUGAGCGGUGUGUGCGCGUCUGGAAUAUUGCCCUCUGGUUUUCAGUUUGCUGGAGAAGCUGACGCAGAGGAGGUGAGACGACACGCUCGAACUUUAUUCACAACAUUGCAGAAUGUAUCCUGGAUGUGGCGAAAGAGAAGGAUGCGCAGUUACAUUCGACGUGGGAAUCGGCAAGCUUUUGUUGUCGUUGAUCAUUCUCGUCUCCGGAGACGAGAGCCUCGUCGCCGGAGGCACAGCCGACGGCAGUGGCGUGCCAUCGCAGGUGACCACUGUUCUACAAGCUCAACCGAGCGCCCAGGAGGUCACGGGAGAAAAGAGACUGGGGAAGAGAAGCUACAGCUUGCUCUCCGUGCCCUACGCGAGCACUUACACUCCCGCGCUGCCGUGGUAUCGAUUGGGCGGAUUGAGUAGCUACGGAUUGUACGGCUACGGUUGGUAUCCGGGCUGGCCGUUGUCGUACGGUGGUUGGCACGGUGGUUGGUACAAAGGGUGGUAAAUUUCGAGAUUGAGGCGACUGUCGCUAGGAAAGUACGCAUUCCGAUUUCUUGGCACUUUUUUUAACAUUC
This is a messenger RNA of Vollenhovia emeryi, 879 nucleotides long. RefSeq lists its product as uncharacterized. Bases 426 to 809 code for a protein of 127 amino acids. The record is from RefSeq and is a predicted model, not a curated record. Lineage: Eukaryota; Metazoa; Arthropoda; Insecta; Hymenoptera; Formicidae. The transcript is spliced from 5 exons.